GUUUAUGAACGGCGAUCAAAACUUGGGCCAUUCUCUGAAACUGUAAACACGCCUUUAAAAAUUUGUGAAACAUCAGUUCGGUCAUUAGAACCUUCCCACCGGUUCCGCGAAACACGUCUCCUACCGCUCUAGCCUCUCGAUAUGCAUUACUAGCUAGGGAUUUACAGCCCUACACCACCGCGGGUAACUCCGGGUUUCAACGAGAGUGCCGCUUGCCACGCGGCCUGGGAUACGGAGGGCGUCUGGCUGGCGCACGGUAGCCCUAUGCCGCCGCGUCUGCUCAAUGUCAUCUCGAAGUCAACAGAGCGAGCGGUUACAGAGGAAGGAUUGACACCGGCCCAGGUCAAGCAGCGGAAGAAGCAACGCCGGAACCGGACCACCUUCAACACGGCCCAGCUGGACGCGCUGGAACGGAUCUUCGAGCGGACCCACUACCCGGACGCCUUCCUGCGAGAGGAGCUGGCCCGGAAAGUGGACCUGAGCGAGGCCAGGGUACAGGUGUGGUUCCAAAACCGCCGGGCAAAGUUCCGGCGCAACGAGCGCAGCCACCAGGCGGCCAAGGCAUCAGCCCGCCGUAACGCUGGCAACGUCAACGGCGUCAGUGUGGAGCAGCCGGUGGCCGCCCGGCCCUGCCCCGUCACCAACCCGGCCGACUUCGCCUCCUGGAAUCCCACCACCUACAGCCGGCUGGCGGGCACGGUCAGCAUGCCGCCCGGGCACGCCGGCGGUGUAGGCGGGCCGAUCAGCGUGGGGCUGGGGAUCGGACCAAGCCUGGCCAACCUCAGGCUGCGAGCGAGGGAAUACAGUAUGCAUCAAAUACCCCUCAUGUGAACACUGUUUUUUGGAGUAAUUCGUAUGAUUUCUACUGAAAUGUUUGGACAUUUUUGUAACUGUAUGCGAACGAGCAGCGACUAUAUACAGUUGUGCACCGUUGAAACUUGAGCUCUGGAGAAUAUAGAGUGCACAGUUUCAUCUGAGAAUGAGGCAUCAUUUUCGUUCCUGAGAUGAGUUCAUAAAGGUGAGACAAGAAGUACACAGACAAGAAGAAACCCUACAAAUUUCGCACAGAGGGAGUGUCUAGAAUUGAUGGCUCGGUGAGAUCGGGAACUCUGUCGACUACUCGCGGAUGUCAGCAUGAGACUGAACCCCCCCCCCAAAAAAAAGUAGCCCUUGACGCCACUUGAACCGGGUGCUUGAUGUCAUGGCAUUGUUUAUGGACAUUUUGAGGAAACUUCUACACUAUAAGGGGAACCUGAAUUUUAUAAAAAGGGUUUUCCUGUUAUCCCAGACGCAGACGUGGCCGAAGACAUUUUGAUUGACAGAUACUAUGGAUACAAUUUCAGCAGUGACAGUUUUCUUUUCAAAUGAAGAUGUACGUUCACUCGUCUUGUUACUUAACAGUUAUUGUAUAUUAGAUAGGCCUACUUUACUACCUUGCACAAUUUUACUUAAACGUGGACAGGCCUCUGUGUACAAAGUGACCAUUCGGCAGCGUCCAAAAGUUACGGCUGAGGCUAAAAAAAUAACAUCUGCGCCUACGGAAGCCACUGUCAAGCGGCUGCAACUACUUCCCGUAGACACGUGCACACUCCUAGCUGCAGCCAGCUGAACGGUGCAAUGCCAUGGACAUCACUUUUGGACCGUCUGGAGUUGCAUGGUUAAUAAUCUUUGGAACAAGGUUGCAUCAGCCAAAAUGUGUGUUUACCAAUAGAACUUACGGGAACGAGUAAGUCCAGAAGACAGAAAGUAGAUGUAUAAUGAAGUGUCCAAAUAACUUAGCUGUGGCCUGAAAUUACGCACGAGUUUAUGGAUGCAGCUGGGUAAUUUCAUGCCGCAGCCAAGGAAUUCGGACAUGCACUAAUUCCAACAGAAAAACGGCCUCCUAGUCCUGGGAAUGUUCAAAGGCAUGCUGAAACGGCAGAGGGCGCCGUUACUGUUACCCAAGCACGCCCUCUACAGUUCCUGUCAGCACCGCCUGGUAUAAAUACGGAUCAAACUAGAGGUUUUCACUAAUAAAUUCAUAAUCAUGCACGCAUGCGCACAAACGGCCUUGGCGGCAAGGUCCAUUGAAAAUGUGUACAGGGGUGCGAUUUUGAUCAUUUCCUCAGGUUUUCUGGCUUUGUUCAUUAAAUCCCAUCAAAUCGUUUUUGCUCUUAGUUUCUAAUCUAAGUAGGAUUUUUAAUGCUCUGUUAAAAGACUUUACAAUCGUAAUUUUCCUGUGCGCGAGAUUAAGCGGGAACAAUCCUGAAAUCUGGGAUUUACUAUAUCUGGAAAAGUAACCUUUUAUGGCCAUCCUGAGUUCUUGAGGGAAGCUCGACAUGAACGUUUCACCCCAACUUUUAAGCUGCACAAAACUUACAGUUACCCCAUGCAUGUAAGGUUCGAAAAACACUGGUUAAAAUCGCUUAUAGAACAGCCCACUUUAAUAUUGUUUUUUAGGCAUGUAUACUACUGCAGAAGCAAAGUGUGCGACUUAUUUUAGGGUUCGUACCUUUUUUCUGAAAAAAAAGUUGUAAAUAUCCAUGCUAAUAAGGAAUUUCGUAUUUGUGUUGAGAACUGACGUUUUUCUAUUUAAUUUAUGAAACAUUCUGUAAAAAGUAAGCUGUUUGAUAUUAAGUGGUUACACAAAGCUUUUUGCAUCUAUAAAAAUAUGAAAAGGCUUAAUUAUUGUAGUUGCUGAGAAAAAUGUGUGCAAAGAGGAAAGUUCUCCAAGUCAAUUUUUUCAAUUGCCACUUAAAACUGAUGUGUUCGAAAAACA
Acanthaster planci (crown-of-thorns starfish) is the source of this 2758-nucleotide messenger RNA. Its product is annotated as paired mesoderm homeobox protein 2-like. Gene Ontology annotation, molecular function: RNA polymerase II cis-regulatory region sequence-specific DNA binding; DNA-binding transcription factor activity, RNA polymerase II-specific. Gene Ontology annotation, cellular component: nucleus. Gene Ontology annotation, biological process: regulation of transcription by RNA polymerase II. The record is from RefSeq and is a predicted model, not a curated record. Lineage: Eukaryota; Metazoa; Echinodermata; Asteroidea; Valvatida; Acanthasteridae.